Alternaria atra is the source of this 3153-nucleotide messenger RNA. RefSeq lists its product as uncharacterized. The transcript is spliced from 3 exons. Gene Ontology annotation, molecular function: phosphopantetheine binding. The record is from RefSeq and is a predicted model, not a curated record. Bases 1 to 3153 code for a protein of 1050 amino acids. Lineage: Eukaryota; Fungi; Ascomycota; Dothideomycetes; Pleosporales; Pleosporaceae.
AUGGCGUCAUCACAACAGAAACAAGAACAAAAGCAACAGCAAACCACGAUACCUGACUACAUUGACUCUGCGGCCACAUCCGCCUCCAAUGCAACAUGGGCCAUAGUUCCACGCUCAACCACCAGCCUCGACGAAGGAUGGCACCAUUUCGCGUAUGCAGAUCUUGCUCGCGCAGUGGACAAUAUGUCGCGCUGGAUUGAGAAGACUUGUGGUGUUGCAAAACAAACCGGUCAGACGAUUGGAUACAUGGGCGCAAAUGAUCUGCGGUAUCUUGUAGUGCUCGCAGCAAGUUUAAAGACAGGCUAUGUACCACUCUUCACGUCACCACGAAACUCGCUCGAUGGUCAGAAGUCACUCGUGGAAAAGACAGCAUGUGCUAUCUUCUUGAGUACAGUUGAGACGAUGCCACAAGUUGAGACCAUCCGUGAUGCAGUACCUAGUCUACGGGUUUAUCAGGCGCCCACCACGGCAGAGUUGCUUGAUCCAAGUCUCCCCGCUGAGCACUACUCUGGAAGACACAGCCGCGACGUGACGGCCCACAGUCUGAUCUUACAUACUUCGGGUUCAACAGGUCUGCCGAAGCCCAUUCACUUGACCGUUGGCGGCUUGAACUCCGCAUAUGAGCAAGCCCAACUCGGACAAGAAAGCGGCGUCGAGCAUGUCAGCAAGCCUUUCCUGGCCGACACGCGACCCAUGCUCGCGGCUGUACCCUUCUUCCACGCUAUGGGCAUCAUCGUCGGGCUGCGAUCCCUCAUGUGCCGUGGCUCUAUUGUACGAAUGCCAUCGGAAAAGAUGUUGACUGCAGGCUUGGUCAUAGAUGUGAUCGAGGCUAUCAAACCCACCUCUGGCAUCUUCCCGCCAUCAGUACUAGAAGAUAUCUCGGCCACGCCUAAGGGUAUCGAAGCACUGGGCAAGAUGGAGACUGUCUUUUUUGGUGGCGCUCCUCUCGCUGUAGAAAGUGGCGAUAAGAUUUGUCAUGUGACGAAUCUGAUGACUGUCAUCGGCAGCACGGAAGCCUUGCUAAUAAAUACACUCAUACCAUCCGUACCAGAGGAGUGGGGUUACUUCCACUGGAGCGCCUCCGCGGGCGUGGUCAUGGAGCCCGCCGAGAGCGACCUGUUCGAACUUGUCAUCAAACCGAAAGACACGCGUUACCAGACAAUUUUCCACACUUUCCCCACGAUAGAGGAAUGGCGUACCAAGGAUUUGUUCAGACGUCAUCCUUCGAAGCCUUACCUGUGGAAGUACAGUGGAAGACGAGACGACAUUAUCGUGUUAAGCAAUGGAGAAAAAGUUAACCCUGUGCUGUCGGAGAAGCUGCUCGAAUCACAUCCGUGGGUUAAGGGUGCCCUCGUUGUUGGUCAGGGUAAAUUUCAGGCUGGCCUUCUCAUCGAACCAGACUGGUCGCAAGCCGGCACACAAGAUCCUUCCGCGCUGGUUGAUCACAUCUGGCCGAUGGUAGAACAAGCGAAUCGUGAAGCGCCUACCCACGCACGAAUCUACCAAACCAAGAUCGCCGUUGCGAAAGACCAGAAGCCAUUCAAGCGCGCUGCAAAGGGCUCGAUCAUACGUCUUCAGACAGUUGCAGCUUUCAAAGAUGAAAUCGAAGCUCUCUACGCCGAUGAAGGGUACUCAAGCGAUACUGACCAGGGGACUGACAGUGACGUCGCACUAGAGAGUAAGAUCCACGCUGUCUUCGCGCAUGCUCUGCCUUCUUUCCAGGACGACACAGCCAAUGAUGUGGAUGUCUUUAGUCUUGGUGUCGAUUCUCUGGAUGUUCUGGCACUUACCAAUGCGCUUAACAAGGCCGUUCGUGGCACCAAUGUGACUGCCUCGACGGUCUACAGUAACCCUACGGUCAAACAACUAGCUGCAGCGCUGUCGCAAAGCGUGAGCAAGUCGAAUGUGCAGCAUGCUUCACCGCCUACCCGAGAAGAGAAGCUCAGCGCUAUGGUGAGAAAGUACACCAAGGACAUGGUUCGACCCAAGAACAUAGCCGAGGCACCGAAACGACCAUCGAAACAGACUGUCAUUCUCACCGGCUCCACGGGUAGCCUUGGCAGCCACAUCCUGGAGCAGCUGCUAAAAGGUCCUGAUGUCGAGAGAGUAUACUGCCUAAAUCGUUCAGACAGCGCAGAGACACGACAGAAAGAGUCCUUCAGCAAACACCAUGACCCGAAUGUCGAGUUCAGCAAGGCUCACUUCUUCAAGACAGACUUUGGCGUCGACAACUUCGGCCUCUCAGAUACUACGUACAAGCAUCUUCUCUCUACAGCCACAACAUUCAUUCACUCUGCCUGGUCUGUUGAUUUCAAUCUCUCGCUCGAAUCCUACGAGAGCACGCACAUCGCAGGGACCUAUCGUGCCAUAAACUUCGCACUUGCCUCCCAAUACAAGACGCCUGUCAUCUUCAUUUCAUCGAUCGCCAGCGUCGGGAAUUGGGGAAGCGUCGCACAAGAUGGCUCUGGCGUACCAGAAUCUAGCACAACACUCUUCGACAGCACGAUCACGCUACCGCAAGGCUAUGGAGAGUCCAAACACGUUACAGCUGAGAUAUUAGCCACAGCAUCACAUCGCCUGGGUAUCAAGACCGCCAUCAUCCGCGCCGGUCAACUUGCAGGACCAAGCACGCAGGCAGGUGGUGCAGCAUGGAAUCGACACGAGUGGCUACCAACCAUCGUGCACACGAGCAAGGUGAUGAAGAAGUUGCCACGCACGUUGGGUAAUAUGGACCGAGUGGACUGGGUACCCAUGGAUAUCGCAGCAGGAACUGUCAUCGACAUCGCCAAUGCGACGUACUCGGAAGAUGAGCCUACGCAAGUCUACCACCUCGCCAACCCGCAUACAACCACAUGGAAAGAACUUUACCCAGUAAUCCAGGACUUCUUCAAGCAGGAGGAUAAUACCGACAUGGAGAUUGUCGAGUACAAUGACUGGGUCGAGGAGCUCGCGCGUAUACCACAGACAAAAGACAACGCAGAGCGGGUUCCUGGGAUUAAGUUAUUGGAUUUCUACCAGAGUCUGCGGUUAGAGGGUAUGGGGAUGCCUACGUUGCAGACGCGACGGGCCGAAGCUGUCAGCUCUACAUUGCGCGAUGGUAGCGCUGUACAUGCAGGAGUUGUUAAGAAGUGGCUUGAGCAGUGGGCAUUCUAA